Cryphonectria parasitica EP155 is the source of this 1185-nucleotide messenger RNA. RefSeq lists its product as uncharacterized. Bases 1 to 1185 code for a protein of 394 amino acids. The record is from RefSeq and is a predicted model, not a curated record. NCBI's taxonomy places the organism in Eukaryota, Fungi, Ascomycota, Sordariomycetes, Diaporthales, Cryphonectriaceae. The transcript has a single exon.
AUGGGGAAGAAGAAGUCGAAGAACAACCAGGCCAAGAAGCAGGCGGCUCAGAAGCGGCAGAAGGCGCCACAAAAGCAGCAACAGUCCCUACAGAAACAGCAACAAGCAGCACAGAAGCAACAACAGGCUCUGCAGAAACAGCGCCAGCAGGUGAAGAAAGAGAACGAGGGCCAGCAGGCUCCGGUGUCCAAGAAGGGGAAGGGUCGCCGUAAACGACGUGAUUUUAAUGCGGUCUCGAAUGAAGACCAUAUACCCCGACAGCUAGACUAUGGCAGCGAUCACCACACAGAGCUUGUCUUCAACCCGUCGACCGUCAACAAUCGCGAGCUGGGAGAUGAAGACCUUACGCUGAUAGAUCCGCCAUCAGUCAAUGGGAACGACGAAAACGACACUCUUGUCGAGGAUGAAGUCUCCGCCUAUGGCGUUGACAUCUUCCUGAAGGCUUCUAAGCGCGUCAGGCGAGGUCGCCCGUCGCCAGCGAUUAUGUGUAGCCCGGUCCAGCCGCGGAAGGGCCUGUGGGAUCUCUAUACCGAGUAUCCUGAUGAAAAGCUGUCCGGAAUCGAGGCGGAGGUGCUGGAGUUGGCAGGCCAGGCAGCCAAGCAGGUCGUCCUCGAGGCUACCUACCACUUCCUACAGAAGUGCAUCCCGACAGCUGAGAGGGAGAAGAUCUGGGGUCAAGUCAUGAAGAAGACCAGUAAUGGUGCCUCGGACGAUGCCGUCACUUCCAUCCCCGUUCCACAUGGUGUUCUCGAUUCGAAGAACGGCACCCGUCAACUCCACCAGCUCAUGGCCAAUUGCAUCACCACCCUCUCUUCCUCCUUCACUACCGCAGACGCUACAUCUCUCCGACUCGUCUUCAACCGAUGCAUUACCCUCUGCAACGCUCUCGAUGACUUGAAUCGCCAAGCCGCUCUUGAGAAGGCCCUGCACGCCCUCGACUGGCUGAUUCUCGGACUGGAUGUUAAGACAACCCACGCAUUCCGCAACCUGAACGAGGUAUUGGACACCAUUGACUGGGGUUUCUUGAAGAAGCCCGGUACGGAUGCGCGCCUUAAGCGAAGUCGCUUUGAGCGUCGCAUCUUACGGAAUCACAAGAAAUUGUGGGAGAAUACGAAGGCGCCGUUGAGGAUGAAGUUUCUCGAGGCGCUGCAGGAGCUGGUGCGGCAAAUGUCGCAAAUCAACUGA